GGAAGAACUACGUAGGUGGAGUAGGGUUGUCCCAAAAACUGUCGACAGCAUUUGACUUCAAUCUAAUAUUUCUUUCGAUAAUUUAUCUCCUAAAGAAAAGGAAAACUGAAACUACCAUUUAACCCAACAUUUUUUUUUUUGAAAAGGAAAACUAUUAUAUUGAUACAUAUUAGUAACAUUUCAUAAAGUUUGGUAGUAAGCAAGCGUAUGUACUUCUUUUACCUUAUAUCUGUGUACUUUAACAAUAACACAUCUUCUAAAACGAUGAAUUGGAAUUGCUUUAAACUGCAAAAUUGUCCCAUUUGAAGAACUUAUUUUCCAAGCCGCCUUACAGGUUGACUCCUUUAUAGGACCCCAUCAACUGAUUGUGAAUGACUUUCCUCAUCGACAGAUGUAGGCAAACUAUCAGUCAUAUUCUGUCCUCGAUUUCUCUUUUCGAAGAAUUUAGUAUUCUGUUUAUUUCAGAUUGCUAUAAAUUAGAAGACAAAAAUUUAAAACAAGAAACACCAUCAUGCCUCUUUCCGGUAUGAAGUUCUGGUUAUUGAACGAAAAGAUGGUUACCCUUACGUUGGAGUCCCGUUUAAAAAACUCUCCAUUCCAUAAAAUCAUUUAAAAUAUUAUAUUCCGUAUAUUUUAUAUCUUUUCCUUCCAAAAUAAUACUUUUGCCCUUAAUUAAUUAUUUUGUACAUGUUAGACACCAUGAGUUUUCACUAUAUUUUUUCACUGACUCUAUUACUACUGAUUUUCAAAAUAUAUUGAAUAACAAUUAAUUUCCGGCAAUGAAUUAUAUUUAUUUUACUAAUUUUUUUAUUUAUACCCUAGAAAAAAAGAGAUUAUAACAUUUAUUAUAUUAAAUUAGUACAUUUAUGUUUGAAGGGUACGUCAAUCUAUUUUAGAGUUUCAUGUUAGCUAUUGGACUCAUAUAUAUAUAUAUAUAUAUAUAUAUAUAUAUGUAUGUAUAUUAUCCUAUUAAAAUGAAAGUCCGAAAGAGAAAAAGUGAUGAGGUGUCACGUUCUCAUAAAACAUAUUACCUCCAAAACAAAACUACUUUAUUUUGGUUGAAAAUUAAUUUAUAUUUUAUUAUUAACAUAACUACUAAAAAGCAGAUGAAAGAAAAAUAUUACAAUGUAAUUAAGAGUUUUAUUGACUAAAACAUGUCAAGCCAAUACUACGUUGUUUUGAUAUAAAGAAAAACAAAUUAGCUUUUUCUUAAAAGAAUUGCCUGAGAGAAAAAUUUUAGUAAUUUAUGUAUGCUCCCAUAUGACCUUUUUUUCCACUUAAAAAAACCGCCAUCUCAUGGUUUAUAUUGAAAAAAUAAAAAUAUUGAAACGCUACAGAUAAAUUUAUAAAGAGUCUCAAAAUUAAACAUUUCCACUAUAUUCAAAUUCAGUGGCUCUAAGUCAGUCUUAUUCAAAAGACUGCAAGGGCGAGAAUAAAAUUUGAAUCAAAAUAUAUUUAAAUUUUGUACGUCUAAGGGUCGACUUAAUACUGAAUUUUAACAUAUUUCGUGUAACGCAUGGAGAAAAUUCUAGUUUUUCUUAAUGAGUGUGACCAAAGUAAAUUAGGGCAUACAUAUUACAAUGCAUAGGAUAGAGAGAGAGAGAUAUUUCUUCAAGUAAAAUAAAAAAAAUAAAAAAAAUAAAAAAAUAAAAAAUAAAAAUUCUUCAAGUACCAAAAAAACCUCCUAUAUGUAUUUUAAGGAAAUAUUAAGUUUAAUUUUUAGAUUCCCCCUCAGCAAUUUAAUUCAUUGGUACAUCAUACUCAUUCAAAAUUCAAACAUAAAAGGUAGCUCAUUUUCAAAAGUGAAUCAAUUUUCUAGUGGAAAGAAAGUGAUGCUCUUUCCUUAAUUUAUUUUCCCGCUAGUAGCAAAUAACAUAGUAUUAUUUUGCUUCACUAUAAUGCAGCUCUAGACCUACUUAAAAAUGUCAAAGUGGAUGCAAUCAUAGGCCCAGUUUCAUCAAUGCAAGCCCACUUCAUAAUUGAUCUUGGAGCUAAAGCCCGAGUACCCAUUAUUUCAUUUUCAGCAACAAGUCCUUCUUUGUCAUCAAUCCGAAGCCCAUACUUCAUUCGUAGUACUGUGAAUGACUCAUCUCAAGUUCAAGUAUUAAGUUCAAUAGUUAGUACAUUUGGCUGGAGGGAAGUUGUGCUUAUCUAUGUUGACAAUGAAUUUGGUGAAGGCAUUAUACCUUUCUUAAUGGAUGCAUUGGAUGCGCUCAACAUCCGUGUACCUUAUCGAAGUGUCAUUCGCCCUAUGGCUAGGGAAGAUGAAAUUAGUGCUGAACUUUACAAACUAAUGACAAUGCAGACAAGAGUUUUCAUUGUUCAUAUGCUGCCUGAUCUUGCCUCAAAGCUAUUCAUUAAAGCAAAACACCUUGGCAUGAUGAGUGAUGAAUAUGCUUGGAUCGCGACGGAUGCUAUAAUGAACGCGCUUAACACUAUUGAUCAUGAUGUGCUUGAUUUAAUGCAAGGAGUAAUUGGCGUAAGACCUUACAUCCCAAAGAGUCAAGAGCUUACAAGUUUCAUGAAUCGUUGGAAGAAGAAUUACCGACAAAACAAUCCAUCUGCUCUUAACGCACAAUUAUCAUUGUUUGGUUUGUGGGCAUAUGAUUCCGCUACAGCAUUAGCAAUAGCAGUGGAGAAAUCAGGGAAUUUUUCGACCAAUGGGUUUUGGGAUCAAGAUUUUUUGAGGAAUUCGAGUUCAACAGACCUCGAAAGCUUGGGAAUAUCCAAAAAUGGUGCGAUGCUUUUGAAAGCAUUAUUAGAAACUUCCUUUACAGGCAUAACUGGAUACUUCAAACUUGAUGGCGGACAACUGCAAUCUCCAGCAUAUCAAAUAGUGAAUGUCAUUGCUAAUGGUGCAAAAGAAGUUGCAUUCUGGACUUCAGAGAAGGGGAUUGAGAAAGAUCUUAAUUCAACUGCUAAUAAAAUAAGCAAUACUGAUAAGGCCAUAUCAAAAUCAGACUUGACCAUUAUAUGGCCAGGAGACAAAGCAAGUCCACCCAAGGGUUGGGUGAUUCCAACAAGUGGGAAGAAGUUGAGGGUUGGUGUACCAGUGAAAGAUGGUUUUUUUGAAUUUGUAAAUGUUGAAAGGAAUUCAGAUAAUAGCUCAACGGUUACAGGAUACAGUAUUGAUAUUUUCAAAGCAGUAAUGUCUUCCUUACCCUAUGCCGUUCCAUAUGAGUUCAUUCCAUGGGAAAAUUCGGAUGGCAAAAUUGUUGGAAACUACAAUGAAUUAAUAUACCAAGUCUAUUUGGGGGUUUUUGAUGCUAUUGCAGGAGACACAACCAUCGUGGCAAAUAGGUCCCAAUAUGUGGACUUCACUAUGCCAUACACUGAAUCUGGAGUAUCGAUGAUUGUUCCAAUCCGUCAGAACCAACAGAAAAAUGCCUGGGUAUUUUUGAAGCCACUAACAUGGGAUCUUUGGCUGACAACCUUCUUUUUCUUCGUAAUUAUUGGAUUUCUUAUAUGGCUUCUUGAACAUAGAAUUAAUGAUGAAUUCCGAGGGCCUCCCUUACAUCAAAUUGGCAUGGUCUUCUGGUUUUCUUUUUCUACCAUGGUUUUCGCACAAAAGGAAAAGGUAGUAAGCAAUUCAGCUAGGUUCGUGCUGAUUAUUUGGUUCUGGGUUGUGGUUAUACUCAUACAAAGCUAUACAGCUAGUCUUACAUCAAUGUUGACGGUACAACAACUCCAACCAACAGUCACUAAUGUAAAUGAACUUCUGAAGAACAAGGCAUAUGUAGGUUACCAAAAAGGUUCAUUUGUUACUGCAAUGUUGGUUAGGAUGGGUUUUGAGAAGUUCCGUCUUGUAGAGUACAACUCUGUGGAUGAAUUACACAAGCUUUUCACAAUUGAGAGCGGAAAUGGUGGCAUUGCAGCUGCUUUUGAUGAGAUCCCCUAUAUGAAGCUUUUCCUUGCAACAUAUUGCAACCAGUAUACAACUGUUCAGCCAACAUAUAAGACAGAUGGCUUCGCAUUCGUAUUUCCAAUUGGUUCACCCUUGGUAGGUGAUGUUUCUAGGGCGAUACUAACUGUUACCGAGGGUGAUCAAAUGACUCAAAUUGAGAAAGCAUGGAUACUUGAAAAAUCUACUUGCCAAGACUCAAGCGAAUCACUUGCUUCUAGCAGUCUUGACCUAGGGAGCUUUUGGGGGUUAUUCCUAAUUGUUGGAAUUGCAGUCGCUUUGGCAUUUGUAAUUCAUGUAGCAAUGUUCUUACUCGAACAUUGGCGGCUAGUAACUGAUACUGGUCAUUCUACGUGGGAAAAGAUCGUAAUGCUUGCAAGACGCUUCGACGACAAAGAUUUAAGCAGUCAUACAUUUAGGAAAUCUGAGAUUCGAGGUGGAGGCACCAUCAAUGGGGAUGAGACCAAUGAAAUUCCACCACGUAGCCCAAGUUAUCCACAAAGUCCAUCAGAAUUUCCACUGCAAGGAUCUCCGUUUUCCCAAAUCCCACGAAGUCCAACCUUAUCAAGUCACACACAACGUGAUUUCUCAGGAGAACAAGAAUAUCAUCCAAAUGAUAAUGUGACAUCUAUGAACCAAGAAGGAGAUUUAUCUUCCGAGAUAGUGCCAGCAAUUGAGCUUAUUAGUCCUAAUAGUGACCAACAAAUGACUUGAUUUGUUUGUUGAAUUAGAUUACAUGACAAUGUUAAUUAUUUCGUGUUUCUAUAUUUUGUGGUUUAUGUGAUAGAAAAAUAUGGUCUCAUUAGUCAGAAAAUUUGCUUCAUCAAUCAUGUCCUUUUUUAUUUAGUUGACAGAGACAGGUUUUGUCAUGUUAAUUUUUUUCUUUUAUAUAUUGUCUUUUGAAACAAGCAUGAGCGUUAAGAAGCAGUUCUAAUUACUAAGCAUGAUUAUUCAC
Molecule: messenger RNA, 4856 nt
Organism: Oldenlandia corymbosa var. corymbosa
Lineage: Eukaryota; Viridiplantae; Streptophyta; Magnoliopsida; Gentianales; Rubiaceae
Source: the annotation of a GenBank genome assembly